AUGAAGGUGCUCUGCAGUUUCGGAUGUGAAAUCAUCCAGACUUCAGAUUUCAGGACAUUGAAGCCAGCUAUGGAGAAUGGAGCUAAAGUGGAUCUGCUCAGUAUAGAAGAAGAGGAUCUUGUGCAGAUCUUGUCUCACGUGGUCGAAGAACUGAAGGACUCUGGCAAGGACAUAAACCGGACUGAACUGUUACAUGGUCUCCUGAAUGCUCCAUGUUUACAGUCUUUACUGAAGAUUUAUGAGUGUUUACAGCAAUAUCUGAGGAACUCAGCAACCCCGUAUCUCUCCUAUGCCUCUGGGCUCACAGUUGAGAUUCUGUCAGAUUUACGAGCUCUGCUGUACCCAUCCUAUGAGGCCAGAGAACUUUACCGUCUACUCAUGGAGCCCCACAUGCAGGCUCUGAUCUCAGCCCACGAUGUUGUGGGACUGAAGGAUUAUGAGCCUGUAUUGCCUCCACUGCCCGAAGACCUGGACAACAAUGAGGAGGCCAUGAGGAUCGUCUGCAUGGUCAAGAACAACCAACCUCUGGGAGCGACUAUACGGAGAGAUGAAAUGACAGGAGAGAUCUACGUGGCUCGAGUUAUUCAUGGAGGAUUGGCUGACCGCAGUGGUCUCUUGCAUGCCGGAGACAGACUGGUGGAGGUGAACGGGUAUCCUGUGUUUGGACUCGAACCAGAGCAGAUAAUAAAAAUACUGGCUCACUCACAUGGAACCGUUAUGUUUAAGGUCGUCCCGAUUACUGACAGACCAGUCAGCAACAAGACCAUGCUGUUUGUGCGAGCCAUGGUGGACUACAACCCCCACCAAGACCCUGGUAUCCCUUGCAUGGACGCUGGCAUGGCCUUCAGAAAGGGCACCUUGCUGGAGAUAGUGGACCAGACUGAUGCCCUCUGGUGGCAGGCGAAGAAAGUACCGUGCAGUUCGACGUGUGCUGGACUUAUCCCUUCUGCCUGCAUGCUCAAGAGGAAUCUGAAAGAAUUCUGGUGGUCACAGCCUCACACCUGCAAUAAAAUAUUGAGCGCAGUGGAUGAAGAGGAUGACAUGAAUGCUAUAGAUGUGUCUGUCGUAGAAACAGAUGAGGAAGCAUUUGAAUCUGAAGAACUAAAGGAGGAUGAGAACGAGUUUAACACCAGCGUCGAUGGCAUUUAUCUCGCUGGCUUCCGGAGGAGUCUGCGUGUGUGUCGUCGGCGCAGGGUUCAGGGUGGAGUUUCAGGCCUGAUCUGCUCCCUGUGCUGCACCAGUUUCUUUACUAGCCCAUAUGAGGAUGUGGUGCGAUACCAGCGCCAUUUAGAGGACACACACCGCCUCAUUGCCCUGCUCGGACCGUCUGGAGUCGGUGUGAAUGAGUUGCGCAAGAAACUGAUCGAGAUCAACCCGAGGACCUUCUUGGGACCCACGCCACACACGACGAGACCACGGAAGAUGUACGAGGAGCCUGGGAGAGAGUAUCACUUCCUCAGCAGAGAUCAGUUUGAGAACAUGGUGCACAACAACAGGUUUGUGGAGUACGGAGAAUUCAGAGGUCACCUCUACGGCACCAGUGUGGAUGCGGUGAAGGAUGUUCUGGGUGCUGGGAAGAGCUGCAUCAUUGAUAUUGAUCCAAAAGCCAUUCCAUCAGUGCGGACUCCUGAGCUGAAAGCAUACAUCAUCUAUAUAAAACCUCCUCCUUUAGCCCAAAUGAAACGAACACGGAUCAACGCCCAGGUGACUAAUUACUGCACCACUCGACCGUUUAAGGAUGAAGAUUUUUAUGAGCUCGAGGAGGCAGGCUGCAGGAUGGAACAGCAAUACAGUCAGUUUUUUGAUCACGUGAUUGUGAACGAUGGCCUGCAGUCGUCCUGCGUUCGGCUGAUGGCGGCGGUGAGGAGAGCUCAGGAAGAGCCACAGUGGGUUCCUGCCUCAUGGAUCAAACCGACUGAAGAAACAUGACAUUAAGGGCUCAGCUUAGGGUUUUUUCUUCUAUAGUCAAGGCCACUCAUAGCAACAAAAAGCUCAUGAGAUGAAUCAGAUCAUUAUAAGUGGAGUAAAAUCACUGUCUUGUGAAGAAUCUCUCGAGUGGAGCUGAGAUGUGUGAACUUGUGUGAACAUGUUACUGUACAUGUGAUCGUUUGUUUCAUACAAUUCACUUCCAGAAAAAUGUAUAUUCUGUUAUAUUGAGUUUCCUUAAAAUGUUAUUUGCACUUUUUACAUUUUUUUAGAAUAAAUUAAUUGCACAACAUUUUUAGAUCAAACUACUGACUGUAUCAUUGCAGAUACUUUUGCAUCUUUCCUAUUUUCUGGAUGAAAAGCUAAAGACGUAAAAUA
This is a messenger RNA of Tachysurus fulvidraco (yellow catfish), 2304 nucleotides long. RefSeq names its product MAGUK p55 scaffold protein 4b (gene mpp4b). Lineage: Eukaryota; Metazoa; Chordata; Actinopteri; Siluriformes; Bagridae. Gene Ontology annotation, cellular component: adherens junction; plasma membrane. The record is from RefSeq and is a predicted model, not a curated record. The transcript has 22 exons. Bases 1 to 1929 code for a protein of 642 amino acids. Gene Ontology annotation, molecular function: protein binding.